Molecule: messenger RNA, 1407 nt
Organism: Haliaeetus leucocephalus (bald eagle)
Lineage: Eukaryota; Metazoa; Chordata; Aves; Accipitriformes; Accipitridae
Gene: GDPD1
Product: glycerophosphodiester phosphodiesterase domain containing 1
Exons: 10
Coding region: 11-949 (312 amino acids)
Biological process (GO): glycerophospholipid catabolic process; N-acylethanolamine metabolic process
Cellular component (GO): endoplasmic reticulum membrane
Molecular function (GO): phosphoric diester hydrolase activity; phosphatidylcholine lysophospholipase A1 activity
Source: RefSeq, a predicted model, not a curated record
AAGGCGCAGGAUGUCGGCGACGCUGUACCUGCUCUCCACGCUGGGCGGAUACGUCCUCACCUCGGCGCUUCUCCUCAAGUGUCCGGGGCUUCUCCACCGGCCCAAGCGGCAGCGCUUCCGCUGCCGGCACAUCUCCCACCGCGGCGGUGCUGGAGAGAACCUGGAAAACACGAUGGCAGCCUUUCACCAUGCCGUUAAUAUAGGAACAGACAUGUUGGAGCUAGAUUGUCACCUGACGAAAGAUGAGCAAGUGGUUGUGUCCCAUGACGAGAACCUGAAGAGAUCAACAGGAGUUGAUGUCAACAUAUCUGACCUCAAAUACUCUGAACUUCCACCAUAUCUCUGCAAGUUGGAUGUCACAUUUCAGAAAGAAUGUCACUGUGAGGGAAAAGAUAACCGUAUUCCGCUCCUGAAAGAGGUGUUCGAGGCAUUUCCACAAACUCCUGUCAACAUUGACAUCAAAGUGAACAACAAUGUGUUGAUCAAAAAGGUUUCAGAGCUGGUGAGUCAGUAUAAGCGAGAGCAUUUGACGGUAUGGGGGAAUGUCAAUUAUGAGGUUGUAUCAAAGUGUCUUAAGGAGAAUGCUGACAUUCCCAUCAUCUUCUGUUUGCAACGUGUCCUCCUGCUUCUUGGCCUUUUCUACACUGGUCUGCUGCCAUUCAUUCCCUUCAAGGAAGAAUUCUUGGAAAUUCCCAUGCCUUCAAUCAUUCUCAAGCUGAAAGAACCACAGAAGAUGACAAGAAGCCAGAAAUUUAUUAUCUGGCUAGCUGACACAUUGCUAAUGCGGAAAGCACUUUUUGACCACCUCACUGCUCGGGGCAUUCAGGUGUAUAUUUGGGUACUGAAUGAAGAACAAGAAUACAAGAGGGCAUUUGAUCUGGGAGCAACUGGAGUGAUGACAGACUAUCCAACAAAACUUAAGGAGUUUUUACACAAUUAUCCAGCAUAAAGGAAGAAAACCAAGGAAGUUCUUGCAGAACGGAUUGUGAGCCAAGGAUUUUCGUCAUAAAAAAAAUUGAGCAGCAUACACAGAUCAUUUUGUUUGAAAGAUGUAAUUGGAUGAUCUAUUACAUUGUUGUCAAGUUGCUACCUAAUGUAAAGGUUGUCUAUUUAUUUUAAAACUUUAAUUACAUAGUUUACAUUUGUAAAUAACUCAUUUAGGAACAGCGCACUUCACAAGUAGUGAUGACUAGGAAGAAAGAUGCUGGAUAGGAUACCUGUAGAUAAUAAGCAUUAUUUUACCUGUCACAAGUGUUCCUAAGCAGAUGUCAAGACACGUCAGUUAUUCCAGUAAUAUUCUAGUGGGCAGAAACUAAAGAAUUUCUGAAAGCGUACCCUGUGUAUAUGCGUUUCUUGUGUUGCUUUUAGUUUUCAGAUAACUUAUGGGGCAAAAAAGAAGAAAAAUGC